Molecule: messenger RNA, 5133 nt
Organism: Plasmodium falciparum 3D7
Lineage: Eukaryota; Apicomplexa; Aconoidasida; Haemosporida; Plasmodiidae
Gene: PIP5K
Product: phosphatidylinositol-4-phosphate 5-kinase
Source: RefSeq, a predicted model, not a curated record
AUGAAAUGUACAAGUGUUAAUAUAAGAAAUGUUUUAGAUAUAAGUUUAAAAAAAAAGAUAAAAGAAAAUACGAAUUUAAGUGAUGAUGAGAUAAUAAUUAUAUAUAAAAGAUUUAAUUACAUAAGUUCCAAUGGGAAAUUAAAUUAUGAUAAUUUUGAAAAGAGCCUAGGGAUAUUAGGAUCGAUACAAAAUGCUUAUUUAUAUAAAUCUAUAUUUAAAGCCUUCGACUUAAACAAUGAUAACUAUUUAGAUUUUUAUGAAUUUUGUGUAGCUAUAAAUAUAAUGUUGAAGGGUAAUAAGAAGGAUAAAUUGAAAUUGUCGUACAGAAUAGUGAAUGCGGGUUUUAAUUCGAAUGAAGAUGCAUGUGUUCAUAAAAGUAGUUGUAUGGUUAACAAGUUCAACACUAAAGAGGAUAAUAAUAUGAAUGGUGAUAAUAUAAAUGGUGAUAAUAAUAAUAAUCAUAAUAAUAUAAAUGGUGAUAAUAAUAAUAAUCAUAAUAAUAUAAAUGGUGAUAAUAAUAAUAAUAAUCAUAAUAAUAUAAAUGGUGAUAAUAAUAAUAAUCAUAAUAAUAUAAAUGGUGAUAAUAAUAAUAAUAAUCAUAAUAAUAUAAAUGGUGAUAAUAAUAAUAAUCAUAAUAAUAUAAAUGGUGAUAAUAAUAAUAAUCAUAAUAAUAGUCAUAAUAAUAAUAGUCAUAAUAAUAAUAAUAAGGCGGAGAAUUCCUUAGGCCAACCCCUUAACGAAAAAAACAUAAAUGAUCCCAUAAACAAACAUCGAAAUAGUCAGAGCAUAAUAUAUAAUAUAAAUGAUGAAUAUAACGAAAAAAUAAAAAAGAACAAAAAACAAGAUUAUUCAAAUUAUAUUACUUAUGAGAAUUUUGAAAAAAUUGUUUUAAGUAUUAAUGAUAUAAAAAGACAACUGCUAGGAACUGGUGACGAAAUUAUAACUAGCCAAAUAAAAUAUACGUUUCGAUCCUUAAGUAUUUUAUGUGAUGAUGGUAUUUAUAGAAUGAAUUUUGAAUGUUAUAAAAAAGCUUUAAAAUGUAAUGAAUUCUUAAAACUUUUAGGAAUACACACAAAAGUAGCUGAUGUUUUUUUACAACAUGAAUUAUUAAAAAGAAAAGACAAGAACAAAACAAAAAACGGAACUAUGAGAAAUAGAAAAAAAUAUAAAAAUGAUAGCAACAGAAUAGCAAACCAUCUUAUUAUUAAAUCUUUUUCAGAAAGUACUAACACCAGAGGAUCGAUUAUCAACGAUUCUACUAGUUUUUUAUUUUUAAGAAAACAAAAAAAAAAAAAAAAAAAAAAAAAAAAAAAGAAAAAGAAAAAAGAGAAAAAAGCAAUAUUGUAUGAAAGAAAAAGUACCUUUUCUUCAUCUAUGGAAAAUAAAAGUCAAAAUAAAAGUCAAAAUAAAAGUCAUAAUAAAAAUAUUAAAAGUGUAUCUAGAAUUUUAUCACGAGUUAAUAAAUUGUCAUCAACAGAACUUAUACCAAACGAGUGUGAUCAUAAACCAAAUGAAGAAGUUAAAAGUACAAGUGAUGUUUUAACACCUAUAUUUUUUAAUAAUGGUGAUGAAAAGAUGAACCACGACACUGACGGUAACAUGGUUUAUCAUAAGAACAAUGUAGAUGAUAACCUAGUCGAUGGGGAUGUUGUGUCACAAGGAAAAAGAUGCUCAUUUUUUUCGUCAUGUGAAAAUAAAAAAAAUGAAGAAAAUAAAAGUAUUACCUUUAAUGAUAUUAAUAGUGGUAAUAUAAAUACAAAUUCUUGUAUAAUGAAUAAUAUGAUUGUUACAAAAGAAUCAAAUGAAGAGAUAAUAAAUGAAGAAGCACAAAGUUCUUAUAUAUAUAAUAAAAACAUUUUCUGUUCUAAAUACAACACAAAAAAGGAUAAAAAUGAACCACUCAAAUGUGACCUUUUCGAGUGUAGUUUUAUUAAUAAUGAUAAGAAUAUUGUAAGAGAUGAAGAUAGUAAUCAUAAAAACGUGAGGAAAACAGACGAUUAUUUUAUAAUAGAUGAUAAUAAUAUAUUUGACAACGGUCCAAUUAUUAUAUCCAAAAAUAAAACAAACGAUAGAGAAAGGAAACUAUUGAAAACGUUUUCUUCCUCAUCAUUAAAGAAAAAAUCACUUUUGAAAAAUUAUAAUUAUCAUAUAAAAAAAAAAAAUAAGGACCCUAAUGUAGAAGAUACGAACAUGCUAUAUCAUGAUGAUAUAAAAAAAGAGUAUGAUCAUAAAGUUACAAAAAAUAAUAAGAACACCUGUAAUAAUAAUUACUAUAAUAAUGUGUCCUUUAAUAGUAGUGCUUAUUAUGAAUAUCACUCCGACAUUGAUUUGAUACAUUUUUCUAACAAUUUAAAAAAAAAAAAAAAAAAAAACGUAACAUCUCCUCGACCCAGCUCCAAAGAAUAUGAACGAAAAGUUACGUACCAUAAGGAGUGCUGUUCAAAUGAAAGGAUGAAAAAUAUUAAGGUUAAUGAAAGUGAUCUUGGUAUGUUUUGUGUAAAUAAUGAUAAAACAAAUAUAGAAGAUGUGAAAGAAAAAAAAGCAUGUGACGUGUUAAACAGAGGGUGUAUAAAAGAACAGGUACAAUGUAAAAUUAGUGAAUUUGAAAAUGACAAAGGGAAUGAAAUAUAUAUGCAGGAAUUUAAAAAAUGUAUAGAAAAAUAUAAAGAGUAUGUGAAUCAAGGGGAAGGGCACCUUAAAGAUGAGGAGGAAGAAAAAAAUGAUGACGAAGAAGAAGGUGAAGAUGGUGAAGAUGAUGAGGAGGAGAAUGACGAUGAUGAUGAUGAUGAAGAUGGCGACGAUGAUGAAGAUGGCGACGAUGAUAAUGAUGACAAUGAUGAUAAUGAUGACAAUGAUGAUAAUGAUGACAAUGAUGAUAAUGAUGACAAUGAUGAUAAUGAUGACAAUGAUGAUAAUGAUGAAAAAUCGAAUAUAAAAAUAGAAAAUAAAAAGGACGUCCCUAAUAUUCACAACAAUAAUGAUGAUGAUGGUAUUAAUUGUUGUACUAAUCUUUUUAAGGAUGAUGAUACGUUAUCAGCUCUUGAGAAAAAUGUAACAAAUAAUAAUUUGAUUAAAAUAAUGAGUGCUAAAUAUUUGUACCAUAAGUUUUUAGAAUAUAAAGAUUUUAUGAAGAACAACACAACGUUAUUUUCUCAUUUUAAUAAAAUAUAUCAACAUGAAGAUGAUAAAAUAAAUACGGAUAACAAAGAUGUGUUAAAUUAUAGACCUAAGCAUAAUAAUGAUAUAAAUUAUUAUAAUAUACCUUGUGAAGAUCAAAUAAAAAGUGAUGAAAAGAAAUCAUUAUUAAAUGUUGAAUUUGGUGAUGAUAUAAUAAAGAAAAAGUUUUUUAUUUCUUCUGUAAAUUCUCAUUAUGUGAUGAUAAAUAAUAAUUUAACAAAAGAACAGAUGUUAUAUUUAAUACGAAAUAUUUUAAUGUCCAUCGAAGAUUAUUUGAAAAAAGAAAAAAAUCGAGAUUAUAAUAAAAUAUUUUUUUUAUUUUUUUCGAUAUUUAUAUAUAACACACAAAAUGGAGGGGAUCAAAAAGAGAUGCAUGAAGAUGAAAAAUGGGAUCACACGAAUAUAAAUGAAGAUAAAAAUGUCGAAAAGAAUGAUGAUUAUAAAAAUCUAAGUAAUAAUGAAAAUAGUGUUUAUUAUAAUACAAUGCUUAGAGAAUCUUUAUGGAAUAAAAAAAAAUAUAUAAAAUUAAAUAUUUUUAAAAACAUUAUUUUAGUUAUAUCUAUCGUAAGAUAUUUUUUACAUACGAUUACUAUAUCUCAAAAAUAUACAUCUUCAUAUGAUUCAUUAGAUGAUAGUAAUAUGAUAAAAAGUAUGAACUCUUUAAAAUUGAAUGAAAUUAAUAUAUUAUUAAAUCGAGCUAGUGAAAUUUUAGAAAAAUAUUCUUUAGGUAGUGUUGAAAAUAAGAAAGUAUAUAUAAACAAAUCAAAUUAUUACAACUCCUCAAAAAAAGGUAAACUAUCUGUAUCUUUACGUCAGAAUAAACAAAAAAAAACAUUCCAUAGAAUAUUGGCUGUAUAUUUUGGUCAUGAGCGGUGGGAUUUAGUUAUGAAUAUGAUGAUAGGUAUAAGAAUAUCCUCUAUAAAAAAAUUUUCCAUAAAUGAUAUUUCAAAUUAUUUUCAUCAUAAAGAUGUUAUACAAUUACCUACAUCUAAUGCACAACACAAAGUUAUAUUUAAAAAUUAUGCCCCUAUCAUUUUUAAAAAUAUAAGAAAUUUUUAUGGUAUCAAGUCCAAAGAAUAUUUAACAUCUGUCGGACCAGAGCAGGUCAUAAGUAAUAUGGUUCUUGGAAAUCUUUCAACUCUUAGUGAAUUGUUAUCAGAGGGAAAGAGUGGAUCUCUUUUUUAUUUUACGAGUAAUGGGAAGUAUAUAAUUAAGACGGUUUGUCGAAAUAUUCAUAAUUUAUCGAAAAAACUGUUACCUAAAUAUUAUGAACAUAUUAAGAAAAACCCAGAUUCGUUAUUAACGCGUUUGUAUGGAAUCCACUCUAUUAAAUAUCAGAACAAUUUAGGAAGGAAAAAGAAGAAAAUUUAUUUCAUCGUCAUGAAUAAUUUUUUUUCAUCCAUUGUGGAGAUACAUAGAAGAUAUGAUAUAAAAGGAAGUUUAGUAGGACGAACCGUUCCAGAAACCAAAAGAGAAGACCAUACCAUAGCAUUAAAAGAUGUAGAUAUUGAUGAAUUAGGUGAUAUAAUAAAUAUCGGACCAGAAAAUAAAGAACGAUUACUUAAAGUUCUGAAAGCAGAUGCUGAUUUUUUAAAAGAAAAUAUGUUAUUAGAUUAUUCGUUACUUUUUGGAAUACAUUACAGAGAAUUAUCUAAAGAUGUGGUCAAUUGGGAGGAAACAAAAACAAACCAAAUUAAUCAUAUUUAUGAUUAUAAGGGAAAUUGCAUAGCAUCACGACCUUUCCAUCAGUGUGAUUAUGGGGGUAUCAUCAGUGUGGAUAAAAAGAAAAUAUUUUUUUUUGGAAUUAUAGAUAUUUUUACCAAAUGGAGCAUUAAAAAAAAAUUCGAGCAUACCUUCAGAACAAUACAAAAAUUUGAUGGAAAAAAUAUUUCUUGUAUUCAUCCCAAUGCUUAUGCAAAACGUUUUGUUACAUUUAUAGAAAAUCAUAUGAAAUGA